Messenger RNA from Lepus europaeus (European hare), 1599 nucleotides. Its product is annotated as NUT family member 2G-like. The coding region runs from base 1 to 1599 and encodes 532 amino acids. NCBI's taxonomy places the organism in Eukaryota, Metazoa, Chordata, Mammalia, Lagomorpha, Leporidae. The record is from RefSeq and is a predicted model, not a curated record. The transcript has 7 exons.
AUGGCUGGGGAUGAGGUGGAGGCAGAGAGGCUCAGGUGGAAACACAAGUCUUUCACCCACGUCAUCCUACAUCUCAUGGUGGCCUCUGCCCAGACUUUCCAUAAAGAUGAAGGCAGUGCACGAAUUCCAGUCUGUACUUCACAGACAGGUUCAGCUGGGCAGAGUGCAUCUCCAGGGCUGGGAACAGCCAUGAUCCCGCACCCAGGCACCUCCACGACUCUCUUCACUCUGCUGCCCUUUCCCCAACCUACUCACGGCCCCGCACCCCAGCCACCCUGGGGGCAGCCCCCUCCACCCCUCCUGAAUGCAGCAUUCCCUCCAGGCAGCCACCUCAUACUACCUGCUGCUAUCCCCAGGAUGCCCACGGUGGCAGGAGAUGGUGGCUGCGGCCCAAAUGGGGCUGGGAAUGUCCACAUCAUACUCCAGUUGAGGACAGGAGGGCAGCCGGUGCAGCCCCCCCACUCUCAGACCUUGGUCUACAACCAAACCUGUAUCAGCCUGAAUGCCCCAGGAGGCCUCUGUGGGCCAGGGCAGCACCCUGCUCCCAUAGCAGUGCCUGUGUCUUCCCUGCAGGCAACAGUGCCUGUACCUACCAUGGUGGGAACCCAGGCCAGUCAGGGGCGCUGGCCUCCGGGCUGCCCUCCUCCAGCUCCACCACCAGCUGCCCAGCUGGCCCCCAUGGUCUUCCCAGUAAACAACGGGCCACCAUCACAAGGGGCUGACAGGGAGCACAUCCUGCCUACUCCCAAGGCCCAAGCCUCACCAGACGACCCCUGCAACUCCACCAGCGUCUACGAGAACUUCCGACGCUGGCAGCACUUCAAGGCCCUGGCCUGGAGGCUCCUUCCCCAGAGCCCUGACACAGAAGCUCUGUCCUGCUUCCUCAUCCCUGUGCUGCGGACCCUGGCCCAGAGGAGGCCCACCAUGCCGCUGGAGGAGGGCCUGCAGUUUGCCUUGCGCGAAUGGCAGCACAAGAGCAACUUCGACCGCAUGAUCUUCUACGAGAUGGCAGAAAAGUUCAUGGAGUUUGAGGAAGAGGAGGAGAUGCAGAUUCAGAAGCUGGGGUGGAUGAAGGGGAAACCUUGCCAGCCCCCACCGGUCUCACCAGCACUGCUUCCUCAAGGGCCCCCAGCCCCUGUGGCUGUCCAGCAGCCAGGGUGUGCCUCCAGGAAGGCCAGCUCCAAGGCCCUGCCUGCCUGUCCAGUGCCACCCAGACACCAGGGGCCUCAGGACAAGACACCCAAGGAGGUCCCGCCAGAGGCCGUGAAGGAGUACAUGGAAAUCAUGGACACGUUGCUGGGGCCAACACCCUUGUCCUGGGAGCCUCCCGAUGGCCACCCAGAAGAGGACACAGAUGAAGGUUUCCUGGAGAGUGAGGGGUCAUACCCGGACCCGGAAAUGCUGUCCUACAUCGACAGUCUAUGCUCCCAGGUGGAUUUUGUCACCAAGGCGGAGGCCAUCAUUCACCCCAGAUUCCUGGAAGAACUGCUUUCCCCAGAUCCACAGCUGGACCUCACGGCCCUGUCCAAGGAGCUGGAGAAGGAGGAAGGGCUGACUGCUGGCCAGGUAAAGGACAGAAGGUGGUCAGCAUUAGAGUAG